UGUACUCAGCCUUCUCACUGCCCCCAUGUGGCAGGACUGCAUUUGUUCUGGAGUAGACAGACCAGUGAGCCUCUGCUCUCCGGUUCUGCCAGCCUUGGCCCUGGCAAUCAUCACACUAGUGCCCCCUCCCCUCUCCUCCCUGGGCCCCGCCUCCUGCCUCUGACUCAGCCCCACAGCCCUGGACACAGUCAGUACACACAGCCCAGAGGCUCAGCUCAAAGAGAAACAAAAGGAACUGCCUGGUUCUCAUGGCUAUGGCCAGCACCUUCAUACCGGGGCUGAACCCUCAGAACCCUCAUUAUAUCCCAGGGUACACGGGACACUGCCCACUACUUCGGUUCAGCAUGGGCCAGACCUAUGGGCAGAUGACUGGUCAACUACUUCGAGGCUCUCCUGGCCUAGCCUGGCCCCCUGCCCACCGCACACUUCUGCCUCCUAUUCGGCCUCCAAGAUCUCCCGAGGUUCCCAGGAGAAGCCUGCCUGUCAGGCGUGGGCAUGAAAGGCUCAGCUCCAGCAUGGUCCCUGGGUACACAGGUUUUGUACCCCAGGCACAGUUCAUCUUUGCCAAGAACUGCAGCCAGGUUUGGGCUGAAGCUCUGAACGAUUUUGCUCAGUGGUAUGCAGGAAAAGGGAAUCAGGAGCUGCCAAAGGAAACCAAGGGAGAAAAAGACGUGGAGAAAGACCAAGAGCCAAAUUCGGAGCCAGAGCUGGAGGCAAAGGACCCAGAACCAGGGCAGGAGGUGGAACAAGCUUCCCCUUAUUCCAUGGAUGACAGAGAUCCUCGCAAGUUCUUCAUGUCAGGCUUCACUGGUUAUGUGCCCCGUGCUCGCUUCCUCUUCGGCUCCAGCUUUCCUGUGCUUAGCAACCAGGCACUGCAGGAAUUUGAACAGAUGAAGUCACCGGGCAGAUCCCAGAAGGAUCCUAAACAUCUCCCACCACUUUCCAGGACCUACUCUCAGAAUCUGGGCCUUUUACCUAAAUAUGGAGGCUACGUGCCAGGGUAUAAGUUCCAGUUCGGCCGCACAUAUGGGCAUCUCACCCAUGAUGCUCUGGGUCUCAGCACCCUCCAGAAGCAGCUCCUGACAUAGGUACCUGGACUUCAAGUUCUCUCUUCCCUUUUCAUCCUCUCAGCUAUCCUUUCAGAAGGAAGAAAGGUGGGCUGGAGGGUGGGAGGAGGCACAAAAAGAAAAUGGUUUGGAGGCCGAGCACCUUUUUUAUUAAUAGGUGUAAUAAAUAAAUAAAUAAAUACAUAAACAGAAA
Molecule: messenger RNA, 1260 nt
Organism: Camelus dromedarius (Arabian camel)
Lineage: Eukaryota; Metazoa; Chordata; Mammalia; Artiodactyla; Camelidae
Gene: CIMIP2B
Product: ciliary microtubule inner protein 2B
Exons: 6
Coding region: 249-1088 (279 amino acids)
Source: RefSeq, a predicted model, not a curated record